GCUCGUCGUUCUCAGCAGCAGGUUCACGGUCUGCAGACAGAGAACCAGAGUCUGCAGCUCCACCUGGAGGACACUCAGGGACACUGCAGACAGCUGGAGGACAGGGCCAGGACACUCAGACGGGAUGUGUCCGUCCAGCAGGAGGAGCUGUCUGUGCUGCGGAUGGAGGCCCAGGCUCUGAGAGACAGACAGGUGGAGCUCCAGCAGCUGAGGGAGGAGCUAACCCGACAGACUGCAAGGAGACAGGAUGAGAACUCAUCUCUUCAACAAGAAGUCCAGACACUUCAGACCCAUCUGGACCAGACAAAAGCCCACUUACACCACACCAGAACCCAGCAUAAAGACACCAGGACCCACGUAGACCAGACCAGAAUUCAGCUGGACCAGAUUACAGCUGCCAUGAUGGAUCCUCAGGAGGUUCAGAGUGGACCAGAACAGCUGCAUGAGAACAAGUACAGGUACCAGUACUCUUACGGUACUCCUACGGUACUCCUACAGUACUCCUACAUAAAUCCUACGGUACUCCCACGGUACUCCUAAAUUACUCCUACGGUACUCCUACAGUACUUCUACGGUACUCCUACAGUACUCCUACGGUACUCAU
Anarrhichthys ocellatus (wolf-eel) is the source of this 604-nucleotide messenger RNA. Its product is annotated as putative mediator of RNA polymerase II transcription subunit 12. The transcript is spliced from 3 exons. The annotation marks the transcript as partial. Lineage: Eukaryota; Metazoa; Chordata; Actinopteri; Perciformes; Anarhichadidae. The record is from RefSeq and is a predicted model, not a curated record.